Fusarium odoratissimum NRRL 54006 is the source of this 1610-nucleotide messenger RNA. Its product is annotated as peptidyl-prolyl cis-trans isomerase ssp-1. Gene Ontology annotation, molecular function: peptidyl-prolyl cis-trans isomerase activity; protein binding. The record is from RefSeq and is a predicted model, not a curated record. Gene Ontology annotation, cellular component: cytosol; nucleus. The coding region runs from base 294 to 827 and encodes 177 amino acids. NCBI's taxonomy places the organism in Eukaryota, Fungi, Ascomycota, Sordariomycetes, Hypocreales, Nectriaceae. The transcript is spliced from 4 exons.
CAACCGCGGGGGCCUGUCGCUCCUUCUGUUGUACAGUACGGCACGUCAUUGUUCCAGUUAGGUCGAGUCGAGAAGCGACGGGAGGACCCAGCUCCAUCAGCUCCAGCUUACCAUACCUUAACUGGUAGCCCAUCCAUCUCAUCACUCCUCUUCGCAGCACAUCUCUCAAGCUGCAACUUUUGCUUCCCUCAACGACGACUUUUUUGACGAUCGAUACCCCAACGACGAGGCUGAAUACAACUCAUUUUUGCUUUCGCUGACCCACUUCAUCAAAGUCAACAACAGAUAUAAACAUGGCUGACACUGGUCUUCCUCCGGGCUGGGAGGUCCGACACUCCAACUCCAAGAACCUCCCCUACUACUUCAACUCUGCCGAGAAGCUCUCACGAUGGGAACCUCCCUCCGGCACCGACACCGAGAAACUUAAGCAUUAUAUGGCUACUAACCACAGCGCCGGCUCUCGUCCCGGUGCCGUCGCUGGUGUUCCCGAGGGCAAGAUUCGCGCUGCUCAUCUACUAGUCAAGCAUCGCGACAGCCGACGACCCAGCAGCUGGAGAGAGGCUGAGAUCACGCGCACCAAGGAGGAGGCUCUUGAGAUCAUCCAGGACCACGAGCAAAAGAUCAAGUCUGGUAGUAUCACACUUGGUGAGCUCGCUCUCACCGAAUCCGACUGCUCUUCUGCCCGUAAGCGAGGCGACCUCGGAUACUUUGGCAAGGGAGACAUGCAGAAGGAGUUUGAAGAUGCUUCCUUUGGCCUCCAGCCUGGCCAGAUGAGCGGAAUUGUGGAGACAGCUAGUGGCCUUCACUUGAUUGAGCGCCUGGAAUAAACUGAAAAGUAUAUAUAAUUGACAAAUUUUGUAAAUUGACAAAGCAGAGCGUAUCGUUGACGUCUUCGCGCAAUACCUCCCGAUCGCAUUUGUCGAUAUCUGUUGAAGUGAUAUAUAUGUGGUUGACUUGGACGUCAUAUUUUCAAACUUCAGUGAGAGUGGCAGUCUUUUAAAUCUUGAGGGUCUACAUUAUUCUUCCAUGUCUAAGUAUCUACAGUACCCAGCCACAACUGGCUUCUACCAGACUUGCUCUUUGUCUUUCUAUCCGUCUUCCUAGCAAGUAUAUAACUCUAAACACCAGGUCACGAACGUUACAACGUCUUUCCUGCCGAGAUUCUAUGGCCGUCUCUCUUCAGCUGGCCAAACCCAACACAGCACUUUUGAAAGGCUCGACAGUUGUGAAAACCACCGUCAUGACACCGGAUACUGUCAUAGCAAGAGCAGCGUACGGAGCUGCGCGACUUCUAGUCUCGUACAGAUACGACACGCCCAUGGCUGCGCCGUUGAUACCAACCGUGAUCCCUGCUGAGAUUGUAAAGGGAUCAUCGCCACUUGGCAAAUCCUUUUGAGCUGUUCUCAGAAGAGGCUUCAGGCUCAGACGUGAGACCCUGCCGUCGGAGUCGGAAAUGUUGACGCUUGAACGGGAGAAACGGUCUUCUCGUCUGACGCCUAGUUUGUCGAGUACAAACGGGUAGCAAAGUUGACCAAGGAUUCCGUUGCUUACCACGAGGGCAGCAUUCGCACCGAGAUUUCCACCAAGUGCUUCCAUGGCCGGUUUGGCAA